Messenger RNA from Microbotryum saponariae, 6458 nucleotides. The record is from the annotation of a GenBank genome assembly. Lineage: Eukaryota; Fungi; Basidiomycota; Microbotryomycetes; Microbotryales; Microbotryaceae.
AUGUCGCCAUGGUCCUACCUCGCCUCGUACCUCCCCUCCAUCUCGUUGUCGUCGCUCCCCUUGCCGUCGUUGCCGGCCAAGCUGCAGCACCGAUUGCUCGCGUUCCUGCUCAGGCGCUCGAUAGGCAACUUUGUCAAGGGGCAAUUCGACGACGAAUCGAUAGAGGCCGACCUAGGGAAUGGUCUGGUCAAGUUGCAGGCGCUUGAACUCAACCCCGAGGUGCGUGUUCCCGACUCUGACCGUGGGGGCUCUCCCAAGUCACGCGACGAUCACCGACUCUGCGUUUGCGGUCGCCGGUCAGCUCGACCCACUACAACCUUCUUACACCGCUGACGACCGUAUGCAAUCAUUCUACAGGCCAUAGAACCCCUACUGUCCGGACUGCCCUUCUCUUUCGUCGGUGGGACCAUCGGCCAAACCAUCGCGCAGGUCUCGCUCCCGUUAUCCCUCUCGUCACGCCGAGCGCUGUCGUUGCAGGUGGACGACUUGUACAUUACGCUCAAAGUCCAACCGUUUCGAUCGAGCUCAAACAACGGAUCCGAUGUCGAUCGAGAUGACUUGCUGUCCGCGUCGCACGAAACUCUCGAUGCUGGUAGCAGCAGUACGACUCGAGCCCGAGCCUCCCAGAGUCAUCGCCGCCCCACAUCGCCACCCGAUCACCGUGAAGACGAGGACCAAGAAGAUGAGCGAGACGAGGCAGCUUUGGCAGAGAGCAUCUUGUCCGUCGCUGUCGCGUCCGAGUUUGUCAAGCAUCAACUCGACGAGAAGGAUGAUGCGGCACUGCGACAGUCACUGCACCUCUCGUUCCAUUCAGAGCCAGAUCUCGAACUCCCCGGCGCCUUUGGGAGUACGCGUCGAGGCUCGACCACCGCCGGUCGAACCUCCAUGGACGAGGAACAAACUCAAGAGGUCACGAUGCUGGCCGGUUUGAUCGAUCGUAUUCUGGCAAGAUUGCAGGUGAGGGUCAGAAACCUCAAAGUCACGCUGCUAUGGGAAGACGACGAGGAAGAGCACCAACUCGUCUUUAGCAGCGACGAGAUCGUUUACGAGGAAACUGAGCGCGAUCAAGUGCCUGACAACGACGGCUUGAUCGAAGACGUCUUGAGCCAACACCAGCUGUCGAUAAUUAAGCCCGGAAUUAGGCUCAAGACAGGCGUGAACCCGGGAAGACCUGGAACACCCCGACCGACUCAGCCAGCUGGCGACGAUGACGCAUCGUCAACCGAAUCGGAAGAAUCGGAAGAAUCAGAAGACCAAGAUCUGACGCCAGAACACGAUAUGAUGAUGUCUCAAUCGAUCGCGGAUUUACGGACAUCAUUCAUGUCCGCGCAGAGUUGUGCUGCUAUGGGCGAAUCCGUCUAUGCCAGUGCGAGGGGAUCCAUCUUCGAGAGAAGCUCGUCCAACCAGUCCAGCAUAGGAGGCCAUCAGUCGAGUGACAACGACAGCGACAGCAACCCGUUUCUUGAGGGUGAGGCAGAGCCCAUCGAAACCGACAUUAUAUUAUCAUUCGGAUCUGAGCCCAUCGCGGUUUCGUUGACGUCCACCGCUACUCCCAAGUCACCAACGCCGGCAGAGCCCGAGGACCUAUCCCCGCGAUCUAACAGAGCAGCUCCGCCCAAGCUGGAGAUUCGUUCGACCAUUUCUGGACCAAUCACUAUGUUCGUCCUUCCAGAUCAGAUUCGAUGUUUCCUCCAACUCGCCGAGCUCGUGACGUCACAUCUUCCGCCGUCUACUCAAACGGUAUCGCGAGCUACACAGGAGCAAGCUCGCUCGGCCUCUUUGAACCUGACGAUCGCGAUCGGCGUCAAGCUCUUCCAGCUCAUUGUCGCCCACUCUCCCUCGUCAAGGACGCCCUCAGCAACCCAACUCGAUACCAUUUGGGCUCAUCCAACCACAUCCAACCUUCCCUGCGAUCACCUGCGAUUACGUCUUGAAGGGAUGGGAGCCUUUGUCGAACGGCACUCUACAGAUCCACCGCAUACCAUCUUUCCACUGCGCUCGUUUUCGCUCGUCGAGUCACUCUGUACUACGACAAGCGAAGGGCAGGUCAAGAACACCACUUUGCCGAUCCUCGUCUCGGAUCCAGACUUACAGAGGCAAUAUAAUGUCGAGGACGCGUUCCCUACCUUCGACUUGAUCGAUUGGAAGAGGAACAAGCUUGCGGAAGGGAAAGGGUGGAGAACUCGUCUCAAGCCGAGACUGGGUAUCAAAGCGAUGAAGCCGGAGGAGCCAGCGCCCGCUGCGAUAGUGACAGUGCAAAGCGGCUCCAGUGAGUCCCGCGAGAGUGUUAUGACCGUGACAUCUGCUGAGGUCCUACCCUUUCUCCGCCAGAAUCCAUACGAUUACAGCCGAUCCACUUGUUCCUCGAUCUGAGCUUCGUCGAGCGGUUGCAAACCUUCGUCUCGGUCAUCGGAACGGCCGACAGCAGUGGGCAGUUUGGCACUCGAACUCCUCGGCCCUCGACGCCCGUCGGUCUCAAUCGCCCGCACGACAGGUCGGCUCCGUUCACUGAUGCGAACCCGCCUGAGAGAGCUACAUCGGGCCUAGACGUCAAUCUUUCUGUGCUAAGAAUUUCCAUCCGUUGCCCACCGCCCAAGGGUAGCUUCGGUUGGGCUCGGGCUUGGGACGAUUCCGUGAGGUCCGGCAUCGUCGUGCUCGAUUUGCACGACCUCGCCGUAUCGCUUCUCCCGCGCUCGCCUGAUGAUCCCAUUGGUACGACAACGAUUUCCGUGACGCGUGCCUUGGCCUUCUUUGCGCCUCCGCCCAGCAAUGAUGAUGCGUGGUGCACGGCUCGGGCCUUGCUGUCACUUACCCAUCUCGCCCACCACCCUGUGGAGGAACGACCACGGGUGCCUUUGAUCAAGAUUCGACAGCAAUCUGUUGAACUUGCAGGUCUAGGCGACUCGUCGCCCCAGUCCCCGACUUCCGCGGAUACGAGCACAACGACCGUAGUUGAAUGCUCGCUUCCUCUACUCCGUGCCUCGGUGGGCAAGAUGACCCUGGACGGUCUUCAGCUGUUCGCGGAUGACCUGGCCCAAUGGAGCUUCCGCCUCGCCGAUGCACGGAUCGACGACAGCUCGACAGAUUUUUCAAUACGCUCGGAACGCAAUCCCAAGAUGAUCAGCAGUCGAUACUUUGGCGCGAAGAGCUUCUCGAGGGGUCGUGCGCGAGCCGACAGCGAGAGCGAGGACAGUAGUGGUGAUCUUGGGGUGAGCGCGAUGACCGUCAAAGUCGAGGUUACGGACCUCGUUCUGGACCUCUGGCUGGAUAAACAGGUCCAACCGCCAGGUCCGAGCCACGAGGGGAAGCAGGCCCACAGGCACCUUCGAGCUCUCGCUGCCGACGUCGACAUCGACCUUCACGUGCUGCGCAACAGCCAAAACGACUUGCGCGCGAUCGCCACGUUCGGAAACGUGACGUUCGAAGAACCAUCAAAUUCCUCGACGAACCCACACAUUUUCGCGCGUACUAUGGCUCCUCGACCCACGGCUGCGGCCUCGGAUCCCGUGCUCCGGAUUGACUUUACCAGCUCAGUCGAAAAAUUGACGAGCCUCAAAGAGUCCAAGGUGCAGCUCACGUUGAGCAACUUCACCUACUUCUUCACCGCUGAGCUCGACUGGACGCGCGAGCUGUCGACUUUCGCGAAGGCGCCGGCUGGUGCAUUCGAGACGGUCGUGCCGAAUGAGUUGACCCGGAUCAGACUGAAUGUCAAUAAUGGCUCGAUCCACGUUACGUCAUCGACGCUCGACGGGUCGCAGCUCGUCGUUUCGAUCGGCCAGGCAAGAGUGGCGACGAACCUUAUGCCCGACAUGCCUAGGACGGUGAUCAUCGUCGAACCGAAGGAGGUGCGACUUCUUGUCGUCGAAGGCCCAGGAGAUCUUUUGCCAGCUGAGGACGCCUCACGCGAACUUGGCUAUAAAUUCUGGAAGACGCGGGGUUUUGCCGAGUUGGCGCAUCUCGAGCGCUCGUCGAUCCAAAUCCGACAGGGCAAUGGCCUCGUCUUGCCCGACUUUGAGCUCGAGGUCGCCGACUCGAUGGUGAAACUUUCGAUCUGCGCAGACUCGAUGUCGUGUGUUAGUGCCAUCGUCGACGACGUCCUCCAAAGCGCCUUCUUCCGACCCUCAGCGACUGAGUCACCCGUCCCGGCACCCAGAAUGUCAACUCAGCGCGUGAACCUGAGCCAGUCGUCUGUAGACGUGCUCGCGAGCCUCGACCCCAGCGCAUUCGAGCACGCCAAACCGUUGGUCGACUACCCCGAAAUCCUCGCUGAUGAUGUGCCGACUAACCUGGCUUACCUCGCCGAUGCGCUCCAACAAACUCCCAGCUCGCGUGGGCGACAAACGCCGCCACCACCUGGCCCUGGACAUAAGGCCUCCACUGAUCGUCCUGGGGAAGUCAUUUCGGAUAUCGACGGCGAGACGAUCCGCAUGCUUGAUCCGAAAGGCCUUCGUAUCCUGGAUGAGUACUUGGCUGUGCCUCGAGAAGAGGAAGUUGCUCGCAUCGGAUGGUAAGUCGUCACAUGCCUGAAUCCGGACCCCUUUUAUCGAGCUGAUUGCUCAAUUUUCAUUCCCCGCAUAUCGUAUCAGUCCACCAAGCAUCACACGAUGUCGCGUCUCGAAUUGCGAUAUCUCUAUAAUGCUUCACGAAGGAUACGACUGGCAUUCGACCCGCAAAGCCAUUCAGGAUGAACGCAAGGCCAUCCGUCGCCGCCUUGAACGGAUCCGGCAGCUACUCGCGAGCGGUCAAACUGCCGAUGCAAGCGCAGAACAGCAAGCCUCGGUUCUCGUAUUCGGAUCCGUUCAACUCGGCCUUUUGCCUGGCGCAUUCGAGCUACCUCCCAAAGAAUUGCUCGCUGCGAUCAACGAAGAGCUCAACGACACCUCAUCGGACGUGGGUGAAGAAGCAAGCGCGGCUUCAGUCAGCAGUUGGCAAACGAUGCCCAGUGGCGCAGCUACGCCAAACGUCGCCCGCACUUCUCGAGUCGCAAGGACGGCCGUGGGAAAGUCUCGCAAUCGCCUGACCCGAUCGACGUCGCAUGCGAUCGAGAUCAAUCUGACAGCGUUGUCGGCUCAGUUCGAUGCUUUUGGUGCGAUGGAAAAGUGGGCCUCUCGAAUCCGUAUCGACGUCGACGCGUUUGACAUCCUCGACAACGUCAAAACUUCGACUUGGCGCAAGUUCCUUACCGAAUUAAGACCUGUUGAUGGAGGAGUGCCUCGGACAUCGGGGACGUCGAUGGCUCGAGUCGAGCUCGACAAGAUGCGCCCCGUCGGUCGUUCAGUUGGAGCUAGUGAAGAACUUGCCCUGAAGGUAUGUCACUGCUUCCUCCUUUACCUUUUACGCUCUCGAAAGAUUAAACCGUCUCUCACGCGCAGAUCAAGAUCUCUCCUCUUCGACUCUACGUCGAUCAAGAUGCUCUCGACUUUCUCAAGGCUUUCGGCGCUUUCCAAGCGCCCAACAAGGCCUCGAAAGCUGGUACUGCCGAAAGGGCGCUGAAUGCCACCUCAGCGGAGCCCUUCUUCCAGCGAGUCGAGGUUCUUCCAGUCAAGAUCAAACUUGAUUACAAAGCCAAGCGCGUCGACUACCACGCGCUUCGUCGUGGCAAGACGGCCGAGUUGAUGAACUUUUUCAACUUUGAUGCUUCCGAGAUCACCUUGCGGCGUCUGGUCGUGACGGGGAUUGCCGGUUCGACACGUCUAUCGGACCUCGUCCAAGACAUUUGGACCCAGGACGUCAAGGCCAACCAGCUCGCUGAUGUGAUCUCCGGCAUUGGUCCUGUUCGUUCUGUCGUCAACGUUGGUUCCGGGGUAGCAAAUCUCGUCCUCCUCCCCAUUGAGCAAUUCCGCAAAGACGGUCGCGUCGUUCGUGGACUACAAAAGGGCGCCACUGCAUUCGCCCUUCAGACCACGAUGGAGGCGCUCAGUGUUGGGGCUAGACUUGCGACUGGUACUCAAGUCAUCCUGGAGCAGGCCGAAACGUUCAUCGGCGGCGGCGGCGGUCGAAGCUCGAACCGACCCUCUGUGCCGACGCGUGCAGGCUAUGACGGUCUCGACCGCAACACUCCUUCGGUUGCGGGAAUAUCCGACAAGGAUUUCGCCUCCGCGGAGGACAACGAUCCGAUCCACAUGCUCACCGACGAAGAGCGCCAAGAACUCAUCAGUCGGUAUGCUGCGCAGCCCAGCGACGUGCGAGAAGGGAUCGAGUCGGCCUACCGCAGCAUGGGUGGACAACUGCGUUCGGCCGCGCAGACGAUCCUAGCCCUGCCUAUGGAGGUGUAUGAGCAAACCGGUGACGACGGUCCCGUUCGAGCCGUUGUCCGCGCUGUUCCCGUCGCCGUGCUCAAGCCGAUGAUUGGGGCCUCGGAAGCGGUGUCGAAAGCGUUACUGGGCCUUCGGAACACGUUCGAUCCCGAUUCGGCCCAGAUCGAGGCGAGCGACAAGUACAAGCAAUCUUCUCAUUGA